CACAAAUAAAUGCCGAUGUCUUGUUGUUAUCUUCGGAAGCCAUGUUGGCUGUGUGACUCAUGAUCAGGACCUGAAACAGCAACACUGAUUGAUCAGCUCUGAUCUAAAGAGUCAGGAAUGUUCCUCCUGCAGACAGAGCAGAAUGUGGGUUUAUCAGAAGCCUGUUUACUCUGUCUGCAACAUGUUGUUGUUGUUGAUGUUGAUGGCGACGGCUGCUGCUUAUAUCAUCAUUGUUGUCGUUCUCAGCCACGUUGUCCAAAUGACUCAGCUGACAGGUUCUGACAGGUUUCUUCUGAGAAGGCAAUUUAUAUCUUAAUUUUCUGCAUUAAAACUAUAUCUCUUUGAAUAUAUCCACAUCCAUUCAAGCAUGGGCAAACAGAUCAGGGGUUGCAUUUACAGACAAUUCUCUUUUCUCAUUUGAAAAUAAUUGUUUGUGACUGCGGGAUAUGGAUUAUACUGAUCACAUAAUAUUUGAGUCUUUCAAAACGAGAUACUGUCUGCACUAGCGUCUCUGCACUGUAUCAACUGAUGGAAAUCUCUGCUGCUUUUGCCCUUGUCCUGAUUCUCCUCCGUCCAUCAGAGCAGAAAAGUUCUUUGUGUUUCCUUUUCCUCUCCAGCUGCAGCCUCCUACAGUCUGCAUGGCAACCAGGCUGAAGCUCAGGCACAUUCAGAACCAACGACCAACCUUAAGACUGUUGUUUGCUGCAGAGCUGCCAAACUCUCUUUGUAUUACAGCUUUUUCCAAAGUUGCCCAAUGGAAGACUUUUAUGGACAAAUCCACUCUUAUCAGUGGGGAUCACAAACUGUAGCCUGCAGAGACUGACGGUGAUGCAAAAGGUUGAACACAGAUAUUAUUGAUAUUAUUCAGCCUCCUCAGGAACAGACAGUUCUGGUUCAGACAUCAGAAUUAGAACUCCUCAAACAUAUGGCUCGCUGCCUGGCCAAACAGUUGAAUAAGAAGAAGUGAUUUUGCAAGUUAGUGUGUGGAGUCAAACCAGCUACCUGGAAGACUGCAUGUCCCUCAGGGCUAAAGGAGAAAUCAGAUCUCCACCUCAAACCCCUCAGAUUCACACAGACCUCAUUUUUAUUCUUUAUUAUGUUCCAUUUUGUGCAGGUUUUACAAGAUACAUUAUACAUUAUUUUAUCAUAGGUCCCUUUUUUUGCUCCUGAAGGGUUUCCUCCAACUGUACUUUAAAUUUCAUUUUAAAGAUGAAAAUCAUUUUUGAAUGUUAUUUUUCUGCAAUGCAAUGAAUUUUAGAAGCCCUCAAUUUCCUAAAGCUUUUUGUAAUUUCGUAAAAUGUUUGUUUUCUACUGCGCAGUAAAGAUUUUUGUGUGGUGCAAGAAAUAUCACUGUUAUAAAGCUCAACGUUUAAUCACAUAUUAUAAAAGAUUCUUUCUAUAACAUAAAAAAGAUUUCACAUGCAGCAUUUUCAUUGUCAACCAUGGAAGCAAAAGUGGCUCAGUCUUAUUUCAUGUCUUUUAGAAGGAUUUCCUUGACUGACGUACUCAGGACCGGAGCUUUGAGACAUUGUUUUUAAUUUCAUUUUGAGAAGUAAUCAUUGUUAAUAUUACCUUUCUGUUACAGAGAGGAAAAAUUCCAUUUGAAAGUGUCUCCUCCUCCCUCCUGCUGAGGGUCAGUUUGUUUGUUUAAGGGUUUAAUAUUUAGCUCACACACACACUCUUUUUUUCUAACCGGAUGACUACCCUUGCUUUCAGAUCUGUAAACACACACUAACUCACCAGCUGAUUGAGAAAACUUUGGUAGCUCUGGUUAGGCUUCUGCAGAGGCUCUUUUACUGACCUGUUACAGACUGAUGCUCUGUCUGUCUGAGUGUCCGUCCAUGUGUCCUUCCUCUCUGUGUAUGUGAGCACUUAAAGGUCUUCCUCCUGUGGAUUCAUCCUCAGCAGCUUUCUACUCUGAGCGAUUGGAUAAACGACUGAGGAGAGAUGGGACCUCGUACAGCCGUGGCUCCUUCUAAGGAGGUGAAGGCGGUUACAGGCAGAAGAUGCGGAGGUCAGGGAGGAGCCCGGCUGAGGAGCAGCAGUGACGGCAGCAGAUACAGCAGGAGAGGAGUCGGCCUAGCCAACAACUCCUCCUCCUCCUCCUCUUCCUCCUCCUCCUCUCCAUUGCUCUCCAACCCCAAAUCAGUCUUGAAGAGACCAGUGAGCACCGAUGAGCUGCAGAGACCAGGAGGACCCUACAUCAAGAAAACAUUUACAAUUGUAGGCGAUGCAGUGGGUUGGGGGUUUGUGGUGAGAGGGAACAGACCGUGUCACAUCCAGGCUGUGGAGCCCUGCGGCCCAGCUGAUGCUGCUGGGAUGAAGGUUUGUCAGUUUGUGGUUUCGGUCAACGGGCUCAACGUACUCAAUCUGGACUACCGCACUGUCAGCCACCUGAUCCUAACAGGACCCAGAACUGUGGUGAUGGAGGUGAUGGAGGAGACCGACCACUGAGCAAUGAGAGAAACGCUGACUAAUAUGUGUGUCCUGUCGGAGGUUUUCUUCAAAGGACUGCAAGAACACAAUAAUUAAACAGGAAAUGACCUUGUUAGGAAUUACAUGGGAAACAUUCUGUUUUAGAUUAUUGUCAAGCUGAUGGAGAGCAUUUGUUUUCAGACUGGCUGGCUGAAGAAAUAACUUUAAGAUCAGAACUUGUGUCGAAUGGCAGCCACAUCUUCUGAAUAAGAAGCUUGUUAAGUUUUAAAUAACGUAAAGGCGCCCACAAAGAAGCCAGCAGUCUUUGUAGUCGCUCAUGACUCUCAGAAAAAGAAUUCUUGGAGGAGAAUCUGUCAACACAGUGUCGUCAAACAAUGAUAUUAUAAGAGUUAAUUCGUUGCAAGUAGCUUGAAGCUGUUUUCUCAACACAGCGUGGCCCUUUGGGUCUCAAACUCACAGUGCUAGUUUGGGAGUGGUGCACUGCUUGAAACAAGCAGCCAGCUUAUUGUUGGAGCCAAGCUAAACACUGAACCAAAUAUCCAAACAUGAUGGCUAAUCUGUUUGAAGCUGCUAAGUCACUGCAUGAAAAAGCUUUCCAAUUUCAUGCCCCUUGACUCAUCAGAAUUAUUACAUCUCUGUGGUUGAAUCAGAGUCACAAAGGGAAAUGAAAACAAAAUAUUGUGUGAAAGGACUCUUGGUGGGUUAUAAAAUAUAUUGUAUCUUAAGUCAAAGGUAUUUUUUUCAUGUGUCAGGAAAUAUUCCUUAGUUUCACAGACAUUUUUUAAAGGACCAGUGUGUAGGAUCUAGUGGUAUCUGGUUGCAUAUUGUAACCAGCUGAAUACCACUCGGCUCCCUCGUGUGUAGAAGAACGAAGGGCCCUAUCUAGAGUCAGUGUUUGGUUUGUCCGUACUGCUCUCCCCACCGACCAGUCGUCUGGGGAUUCCUGAAUGCAAAGUAGCUUCUUGAACAGCAGCGAGAACAAACAUAGCUUACCUGAAACAAUGCUCUCCCCCCAUUCUCCUCCGCAGUGAAACAAACUGGAGAUGAAGUGAAUCAUUUUUCCACAUGUCAUCGCCCUAAAGACUUUGGAUUAGUUCUGCUAUAAAGGGGUUUUUUUUUUUUUUAUGUUUCCAACCAGUUUCAGCAACAUAACUAGAAUAAAGUCCUUCAUCUCUAUUGAGCGAAGCCUUUAGAGACUGCUUGUGAGUCUAACUGGUCACAAAAAGGUGAUUAUACACAAAUAAAAACCUACUGAUGAAUAUUAUAUUCCAUUUCUGCCAGUAGAUCAUCACACUGGACCUUUAAGAAAACUAAAUGUAUUACGAAAAGGGGCAUCGUGUGACUUACAGCUCUGACUAUAGGCCAACAUUUCCCCAUGGCCUCCACUGUUCCUGGGGACUUGGUGUUUCUCUGUUGGCUACUAGGUGCUGCCACCUUGCUUGACUCACUUGAGCUCCACCCAGACAGCAAAUCUGCCCAAAUCUGUAUUUUUUGGCUCAGACUGUGGAUGGAUCUGUUAAGAAGGUUUGAGUAGCAGUAGGAGGCACUGUGUCAUUAUAACAACCCAGUUCUUUAAUUUAUUCCAAACUAGCUUUGUUGUAAAUUCUUUGCUUUUUAGUUUGAAAGAAUUUAAAAUAAAGAUUUCCCUGGCACACACCAAAUGUUUCUGACGGAAAAGAGAGAAGCUUUCAUGACCUGGACGGCCUCCUUAUUGUAAAUGAUCAUAGACAGGAGCAAAUGUACAUAUAUUUAUAAAAAAAAGUGCUUAUUUUAUGCAUUGUGACCCUGGAAGUAAUCGUGCUGUUGACAUCGCUCCAACAGUUGGUGUUUCCUUCAUUGGGGUGGUUUGGACUUUUAACCCCACGUGCCACCUCACUGCCUCCUCCACACACAAACACAUUACCUGCAUGUGUCACGGCAGCAUUUACGCACUCCUGCAUACACACACACACACACACACACACACACACACACACACACACACACACCUGGAAACACUGCACGCUGUGUUUGCUUUUCCAUCCACUCCUUGCGACGUCUGAUUCCCAGAAAGGAAGUGAGGAGUGUGAAGAUCGUGUGAGGUAGAUCAACAACUUUGAGAGGACGCAGACUUUAACUGAAGUGCUUUGUUUUGAAGUCUCUCCUCAGUUUCUCUUAUUGUUUUAUCUUUUUAUACCUUCUGUGCCGUAUCAGUUUUUACUUUGUGUUUGUGGGAUUCUUCUCCGUUCAUGUGUACAGUCGACUCUAGAGUUGUUAACGGUGAAAUGUCUCUCCGCAGACAGCGUUUUGCUCUCUGCAGGGUGAUUCUGCAGUGUGUCUUGUGGCUCCUCUUGUGUCUGUAAUGGUGGUUUUCAUGGAGGCCAUUAGUGGAAUUAUGUUGGAUAUUGUUUUAAAAUACCAGAUACUUUAUUAAGAAACUAAAUAUCAUUAUUAAAAAUAGGUCUCACUUGUACAAUACAGAAUUACAAGCAGAGAAUAAGCCUCUAAAAGCUUAUCAAAUAAUAUAAACAAUACCAAUAAAUAAACCUUUUUUAUUAUGAUUUUAAUUGCUUGUUUUACAUCAUCUUCUUCUGUAUUUUAUUUCUUCACGUUUGAAUUUGAUUGAUGUUGAUUAUUACACUGCAUUUCUCUAGUGAAUUACAAAUAAAAUAUAAACAAAGGCUU
This is a messenger RNA of Dicentrarchus labrax (European seabass), 5100 nucleotides long. Its product is annotated as DEP domain-containing mTOR-interacting protein-like. NCBI's taxonomy places the organism in Eukaryota, Metazoa, Chordata, Actinopteri, Moronidae. The coding region runs from base 1948 to 2454 and encodes 168 amino acids. The transcript is spliced from 5 exons. The record is from RefSeq and is a predicted model, not a curated record. Gene Ontology annotation, molecular function: protein binding.